AUGAAAUUUCAACUUAAAUCUCAGAGACCCGUGACAUUAAACGAGUUGUUAUUAGGUGAAUAUCUUAACUUUUGUAAAAGAAGCCAAUCAACAAUGGAUUUGGAGUUCCGCAAUCUCACAUACUCUGUAUAUAGCCGCAUUACAAAAGUUAAACACAGACAAGUGGUUAAAGGCGUCAACGGUAGAUUUUUGUCUGGACAGCUUGUUGCCAUCAUGGGUCCAUCGGGUGCCGGUAAAAGUUCACUGCUCAACGCUAUUUCUGGAUACAGAUCAGCUGGAGUUACGGGUGAACUGCUUGUUAACGGGCAGAUUCGAGACGAGCGGCUAUUCCAGCGAUCAUCGUGUUACAUCACACAAGAAGAUCUCCUCCAACCCUAUCUCACAGUACGGGAGACGCUAGAUGUCGCAGCCAGCCUAAAAGUGGCAAAAGGCACGACGGCGCAUUCCGAAGAAAUACUGCAAGAGUUGGGUCUUUUGGAGCACCAGCAUACAAAGACAGAUCAAUUAUCAGGCGGACAAAAGAAACGGUAG
This is a messenger RNA of Parnassius apollo (apollo), 531 nucleotides long. The record is from the annotation of a GenBank genome assembly. Lineage: Eukaryota; Metazoa; Arthropoda; Insecta; Lepidoptera; Papilionidae.